GCACAGCAACUUGUAUUGUAUAAUCAUCUUACCUAAUUCUACUCUUGACACAACACAAGUAGAGACUGCACCACAUGCACAAAUAUCUAAAACCCAAACCCCAAUUGAAUGAUGUUACAUACUGUAAAUCUUCAGAGGUUGAUGUGUCUGCUUGUUUCUUGAGAAAUUGUAAGGAAGAUAGAGUUGGACCACAGAGUUUAAGAUGAGUUGAUGGUUGAGAUUGACAAUUCUGUGAUUUUGGUUGGUUCUUGGAGUAUUUGAAGAUAAGCCCAUUUUCAAGAAUUGUUGGUUAUGAAUGAUCUCAUAGGCAUAAGCAGAAAAAGUUGAGGAUGGUUUCAUGUGAGUGUAGUUAUGAGUUAGUUGGCAUUCCAUAAAAGUUUAGAAGAUCACCAAAGCUGUUUGGGGUACUCUGUUCCCAAAUUUAGUAUUACUUGGGAAAAAGGUUAGAGGAAAGUAUGGAGAUAUCAAGCCAGAAGUCUCUUGAGAAAGUUCUUUCACAAAAGGCUUUGCAGAUGGGGAGUUCAUUUCCAUGCCAAAUUUGUGUGGUGGGUUUUCUCUGUGGAGUCUGCCUCACCUCUUUGUUCCUGGCUGCUCUCACUUCAUUUGGUUCCUUUGAGUUUGGUGGGUUUUCAUUAUCAACCAUGUCCCCGGGUGCCUCACCAAGGAAUUCAGGUUCAGAAAUUUUCAAUAUUGUUACGAGUACAGAUUGCAAUUUUAAACCAAAGGAAACAGAGAGACUAGAGGUGGAUUCACGAAGUGUUAAAGAAAGGACAGAUGAUGAGAGAGUCUCCCUGUUGUAUUCAGCUUGGAGUGCCAAGCUGACUAAAUCAGUAGAUGAAGAAAGUGAAUACUUGAAGCAGCUGAGACUAAGCAGAUCCAAUGUGCCAAAUGCCCCUCAUUUGGAAAACUGCAAGUUGAGAACACAAGUAAAUGAGCGGCUCGAUAGGCGUCCUGGGAAUGAGAGUUUUCCUCCUUGGACUGGGUGGAAGGGAGUGUUAGACAUGAACCCAGCAGCUACAACUAAUGAGCAGAUGACAUACUUUAGGCAUCAGGUUAUAUCUGAAGGUGCUUACCCUCCUUGGAUUACAGGGUCAGAUGAAGAAAACUAUCCCUACACUAGAAAGGUGCAACGGGACAUAUGGCUGCAUCAGCAUCCAUUGAACUGCAGGGAUCCAAAUGUAAAAUUUCUUGUAGCUGACUGGGAGAGAUUACCCGGAUUUGGUAUUGGAGCACAGCUUGCUGGAAUGUGUGGUCUUCUUGCUAUUGCAAUUAAUGAGAAAAGGGUCCUUGUUACCAACUACUAUAAUCGGGCUGACCAUGAUGGAUGUAAAGGUUCCUCCCACGCCAGCUGGUCUUGCUAUUUCUUUCCAGAAACAUCUCAAGAAUGCCGAGACCGUGCAUUUGAUCUUUUGGGGAGUGAUGAGGCAUGGAAAAGAGGAAUCAUAACUGCAAAAGAAAAUUACAGUUCAAAGGAAAUAUGGACUGGACGGACUCCUAGGUUAUGGGGUGAUCCUUGGGCUUAUUUGCAACCAACAACAGAAAUAAAUGGGAGCUUGAUUGCUUAUCAUCGCAAGAUGGAUCGCAGGUGGUGGAGGUCACAGGCAGUGCGCUACUUGAUGAGAUUUCAAUCAGAGUACAUGUGUGGCUUAUUAAAUGUUGCCCACCAUGCUGCAUUUGGAAAGGAAGCUGCAAAAUUAGUUCUGAAAAGUCUUGGCAAGGAAUGGCCAAAGGAGUUUACAAACAAGCCAAAUUCUGAUAUUGAAGAUUAUGUAUGGUCAAGUCAUAAACCAUGGAUCCCUAGGCCACUGCUAAGCAUGCAUGUAAGAAUGGGAGACAAAGCAUGCGAAAUGAAGGUAGUUGAAUUUGAAGAGUACAUGCAUCUUGCUGACCGCAUUAGGAAGCGCUUCCCACACCUCAAUGGCAUUUGGCUUUCAACUGAAAUGCAGGAAGUUAUUGACAAAUCCAAAAGCUAUUCUAAUUGGAACUUUUACUACACAAAUGUGACACGGCAAGUGGGAAACAUGACAAUGGCCAGUUAUGAAUCGAGCCUUGGUAGGGAGACUAGCACAAAUUAUCCCCUCGUCAAUUUCUUAAUGGCAACGGAAGCUGACUUUUUCAUUGGAGCUUUAGGUUCCACUUGGUGUUUCCUUAUAGAUGGAAUGAGGAAUACUGGGGGAAAAGUAAUGGCUGGAUACUUAAGUGUGAACAAAGAUCGAUUCUGGUAGAGAUUUAGCUAAUCCUGUCCGUUAGAUUGGUAUGUAAAUUUGGGCAAUGGUUGAACAGUUUUUGUUCUGUAUAUGGGCAGUCAUUUUUUGGCAUGAUGAUGUGUUUGUAUAUACUCUUUUUUUUUUGAGAAACAAGUUUGUAUAUACUCUUGAUGUACACGAAGGUUCUAAAUAAAAUGAGUACAUAUAUAUUACAUUCAA
Messenger RNA from Quercus robur (English oak), 2426 nucleotides. RefSeq lists its product as uncharacterized. The record is from RefSeq and is a predicted model, not a curated record. Gene Ontology annotation, molecular function: alpha-(1->6)-fucosyltransferase activity. The transcript has 9 exons. Gene Ontology annotation, biological process: protein N-linked glycosylation. NCBI's taxonomy places the organism in Eukaryota, Viridiplantae, Streptophyta, Magnoliopsida, Fagales, Fagaceae. Bases 456 to 2225 code for a protein of 589 amino acids.